AUGGCUGAGCGAAAGGUCGACCCUCCAGUAUAUGAUCCCGGCAGUGGAUUGGGCCAUUAUGGAGCAAGCGCAGCAUUGUCGGCGCAAGGUUACGUACCCCAUACUGAGCUCUACUCUGGACUAUGGUCAAACAUCAAUCAAGGUCUGACCGGACCCUCUCGCGAAAUCCUGGCAACAUAUUGGCAACAGACCAUCAAUCACCUUGAAACAGACACCCAUGAUUUCAAAAUCCACCAGCUACCACUUGCCCGCAUCAAGAAAGUCAUGAAGGCUGAUCCAGAAGUCAAGAUGAUUUCAGCGGAAGCCCCCAUUCUUUUCGCCAAAGGCUGCGACAUCUUCAUCACUGAAUUGACAAUGCGCGCAUGGAUUCAUGCUGAAGACAACAAGAGAAGGACACUACAGCGGAGCGAUAUUGCUGCAGCAUUGGGAAAGAGUGAUAUGUUCGAUUUCUUAAUUGAUAUCGUCCCCCGAGAGGAGAGCAGUGGUCACGGAGGUUCUUCAAAACGCCCAAACACCAGUGGACAGGCUACAGCAACCCAAGUUCCCCAGCAGCAGCCGCCACAAAUGGCCCCACCAGAUUACGGUCUACAACACGGAUCGAUGGGACCGCCAGAUAACCAAUAUGGAAGACCUCAGAUGUAUCCUGGACACAUGGGUGCCGAUGCACAACAAGAUAAUCAAGGCUAUGGGCAGGCCCCCCCGAUGUUUGCUGGUGGCGAUCUUUACAACCCUUAUCAAGGCCAGUUUGGAGGAGCCGGUGCACAACAGAUGUAUACUGGGAUUCCUGGGCAACGUCCACAGAGUCAAGGCUACGGAGGACCGAGGCCAGGUACAGCAGGCAGGAACGAGCAGGUCAAUGAGCAGGCAUAUGGCCCUGGGUGA
Molecule: messenger RNA, 882 nt
Organism: Exophiala bonariae
Lineage: Eukaryota; Fungi; Ascomycota; Eurotiomycetes; Chaetothyriales; Herpotrichiellaceae
Exons: 5
Coding region: 1-882 (293 amino acids)
Biological process (GO): regulation of transcription by RNA polymerase II
Cellular component (GO): CCAAT-binding factor complex; nucleus
Molecular function (GO): protein heterodimerization activity; RNA polymerase II cis-regulatory region sequence-specific DNA binding; DNA-binding transcription activator activity, RNA polymerase II-specific
Source: RefSeq, a predicted model, not a curated record